AUGGCCAGUGCAUUUACGAUGGAGAAAGUUGCUCGACCUGAAUUAGCGAAACACGAAUCAUCGAUUCUGGAUCUAGUCUUUGUUAUGGAUUGCACUGGAUCAAUGGGAUCGUAUAUUGCUAGUGCUACAGAUAAUAUACGUUCAAUUGUGGAAGAAAUAGUCGUCAGCGAGAAAAGCGACAUUCGUUUGGCGCUUGUUGAGUAUCGUGACCAUCCACCACAAGAUCACACUUUCGUCACACGUGUACAUGAUUUUACCGCUAAAGUUAGCGAGAUGAAAGGUUGGCUACAACAAUGUCAAGCAAAUGGAGGUGGAGAUGCACCAGAAGCCGUCGCUGAUGGACUUCAUGCUGUUCUCAAACUAUCAUGGCGUGCUGAAUCAACAAAAAUUUGUAUUCUGAUUGCCGAUGCUCCACCUCAUGGCCUCAAUCCUAGUGGCGAUGGUUUUCCCAAUGGAUGUCCCCAUGGUCUCGAUCCUGUGCAAAUCGUUCGAGACAUGGCAGAAAAACACAUCACACUCUACUCAGUUGGCGUUGAACCUCCUAUUACGCCUUAUCGCGAUUUUUUUAUGUCAUUGGCUUAUACUACCGGUGGUCAAUAUGUUCCGAUGGUCAAUGCUAAACUCUUGGCUAAAGUCAUCAUUGGUGGUGUGCGUGAAGAAAUUUCCUUGGAUCGGUUAAUGCAAGCCGCUGAAGAAGAUAUUAACCGUGAAAUGAAACGAGCAGACGCAGAAGGUGCUGAUGAUAAAGAAAAAGUCAAACGAAUCAAUAAUAUUUUUUCAACGAAUAAUCUUUUUUCGACACAAAUGACAAAUCCAUAUGGAGUGACGUCGUUUGCCGCCAAGGCAUAUUCUUCAACUUGUCAAAAUAUGGCUGAAAUGCAGAAUGCCUUCUUAUCAGCACCAAAAGCUGCUCCACCCGCAUUUGCCACAACUUCUGCUACUCCAUUUGGGUUUGUUUCACCUCCGACGGCAUCUACUACAUUUACAUUUGGUACGUCAUCGGAUGCUCCACCAGUAGCUGCAUCUACUGGAUUUACAUUUGGCACGUCUUCGGCUGCUGCACCUAGAGCGACUCCAUUUGGGUUCGCUCCACCUUCGACGGCAUCUACUACAUUUACAUUUGGUACGUCAUCGGAUGCUCCACCAGUAGCUGCAUCUACUGGAUUUACAUUUGGCACGUCUUCGGCUACUGCACAUGGAACUGCUCCAUUUGCAUUUGCUACCUCUACAGAAUCUUUUGGUACAAAUGAUACAACACCAAUUGCGAGAGCAGAUGCAGAUAUGACCUAUGAUGUAAUGGAAAAUGCAGCUGUGAAUGAAGAUCAAGCCGAACGUAUCUUUCAAAAAUGGCAACAUCGUAAAAAAUAG
Molecule: messenger RNA, 1368 nt
Organism: Rotaria sp. Silwood2
Lineage: Eukaryota; Metazoa; Rotifera; Eurotatoria; Philodinida; Philodinidae
Source: the annotation of a GenBank genome assembly